GGUAGACGUUCCGAGAUCACACCUCACGAAGCAUCACAUGUACGUAAUGAACCAGGUACCGUAACUUUGAUAGAUACGGUGAGGGGUGGCAGUAUAAAGACCCGAGCUGUCUUCUGGUCAUCAGUCUUAGCGUGGGCUGCCGUUUGGGAAACAGUCGGAAUUUUAAGCAUUUCUUUGACUCACCAGAAUGAUGCACUUCAAGGUUCUCAUGUGCCUGGGAUUUCUGACAGUCGGUGUCCGCGAAGUGAUGUCUGCCUACGGUGGAGGAGCAUGUAAUUUGCCCGCUGCAGCUCCCGGGGCCACUACACAAUGUACUGGAACAGCCAAUGGCUUCUGUGCGCUUGAUACCAUUUCCACCACAGCCCCUGUCGCUACCACAGGGAAAUGUGUCUGUUACUAUGGCUACAGUGGAACAGCUUGUGCAACUUACACGGAUCCAAACUCAUCAUCCUCAUCAUCAAGCGCAAAUAACGUCAUUGGUGCUUUGGCGUUAGGGGGUCUUGGCGCUUAUGCCUUGAGUCAGCUCGGUGGUGGUGCAUCACAAACCCCACUGGGCAUUGGUCCAGGAUCGGAAGCAGCCCAAGACGCCUUUUACCUCCGACAAUCAGUGAACCCGGGAUUCGGCAAAUGAAUAUAUUUUAUAAACUGUUGAAGACGCCCGUGAAUGCAUUAAAAUGGCUGGUAGAAAGUAAAUACUGUUUCU
Ostrea edulis (European flat oyster) is the source of this 703-nucleotide messenger RNA. RefSeq lists its product as uncharacterized. NCBI's taxonomy places the organism in Eukaryota, Metazoa, Mollusca, Bivalvia, Ostreida, Ostreidae. The coding region runs from base 188 to 631 and encodes 147 amino acids. The record is from RefSeq and is a predicted model, not a curated record. The transcript has 4 exons.